Messenger RNA from Cryptosporidium ubiquitum, 1548 nucleotides. Its product is annotated as calcium calmodulin dependent protein kinase. Bases 1 to 1548 code for a protein of 515 amino acids. The transcript has a single exon. Lineage: Eukaryota; Apicomplexa; Conoidasida; Eucoccidiorida; Cryptosporidiidae. Gene Ontology annotation, cellular component: cytoplasm; nucleus. The record is from RefSeq and is a predicted model, not a curated record. Gene Ontology annotation, molecular function: ATP binding; calcium-dependent protein serine/threonine kinase activity; calmodulin binding. Gene Ontology annotation, biological process: intracellular signal transduction; peptidyl-serine phosphorylation; protein autophosphorylation.
AUGGGUUGUACUCCUUCGAAAGGAAAAGUUGAAUUUAUUUCGCGAAAGCGUGAGGAAAAUACAAAAGAAGAAAACAAACCAGUAGCUAUUAAAAAUGACUUACAUGCAACUCCUGGAAUGUUUAUUACAUCGAAAAAGGGUCAUUUGUCAGAAAUGUACCAAAGAGUUAAAAAACUAGGCUCUGGGGCAUAUGGAGAAGUUUUACUAUGUAGAGAUAAAGUUACCCAUGUGGAAAGAGCCAUAAAAAUUAUUAGAAAAACUUCAGUUAGCACUUCUUCAAACUCAACGUUAUUAGAAGAAGUCGCAGUAUUAAAAUUACUAGAUCAUCCGAAUAUCAUGAAGUUGUACGACUUUUUUGAAGAUAAAAGAAAUUACUAUAUUGUUAUGGAAUGUUAUAAAGGUGGAGAGUUAUUUGAUGAAAUAAUACAUAGAAUGAAAUUUAAUGAAGUAGAUGCAGCAGUCAUUAUUAGGCAAGUGCUAAGUGGAGUAACUUAUUUACAUAAACAUAACAUAGUUCAUAGAGAUCUAAAGCCAGAAAAUCUUUUAUUAGAGUCGAAGGAUAAGGACGCAAUGAUUAAAAUUGUUGACUUUGGCCUUUCAGCAGUUUUUGAAAACCAGAAAAAAAUGAAAGAACGUCUUGGUACUGCAUAUUAUAUUGCUCCUGAAGUUCUUAGAAAAAAAUAUGAUGAAAAGUGUGACGUUUGGUCGAUAGGUGUAAUUUUGUUUAUUCUGUUAGCAGGUUAUCCUCCAUUCGGAGGACAAACAGAUCAAGAAAUACUCAAAAAAGUUGAAAAGGGCAAAUAUACAUUUGAUUCUCCUGAAUGGAAAAGUGUUUCUGAAGGCGCAAAAGAUUUAAUUAAACAGAUGCUUCAGUAUGAUUCUCAAAGACGAAUCUCCGCUCAGCAAGCACUAGAACACCCAUGGAUUAAAGAAAUGUGCAGUAAAAAAGAAUCUGGUAUUGAACUACCUAGUCUUGCUAAUGCUAUUGAAAAUAUGCGCAGAUUUCAAAAUUCCCAAAAGCUUGCACAAGCAGCUUUACUUUAUAUGGCUUCAAAACUAACAUCCCAAGAAGAAACAAAAGAGCUAACAGAUAUAUUUAGGCAUAUAGACAAAAACGGUGACGGACAACUUGAUCGCCAAGAACUUAUUGAUGGAUACUCAAAAUUGUCUGGGGAAGAAGUAGCAAUAUUUAAUUUACCUCACAUUGAAAAUGAAGUAGAUGCAAUCAUAGGAGCUGCAGACUUCGAUAGGAAUGGUUACAUAGAUUAUUCAGAGUUCGUUACCAUUGCAAUGGAUCGGAAAUCUCUUUUAAGUAAGGACAAACUCGAGUCAGCUUUUCAAAAAUUUGAUCAGGAUGGGAAUGGUAAAAUUAGUAUUGAUGAACUUGCUUCAAUUUUUGGAUUAGAACGCUUAGAAAGCAAAACAUGGAAAGAAAUGAUAUCUGGAAUAGAUUCUAAUAAUGAUGGCGAUGUAGAUUUUGAGGAAUUCUGUAAAAUGAUACAAAAACUUUGUUCCAAUAAUGAGCCCCAGUUCGAAAAAAUUGGUUAA